Penicillium antarcticum is the source of this 1290-nucleotide messenger RNA. Its product is annotated as putative oxalate/formate antiporter. The record is from RefSeq and is a predicted model, not a curated record. The transcript has 3 exons. Lineage: Eukaryota; Fungi; Ascomycota; Eurotiomycetes; Eurotiales; Aspergillaceae. The coding region runs from base 1 to 1290 and encodes 429 amino acids. Gene Ontology annotation, cellular component: fungal-type vacuole membrane. Gene Ontology annotation, biological process: transmembrane transport. Gene Ontology annotation, molecular function: transmembrane transporter activity.
AUGGGUGUCAGCGAUGAAGUCGAAAUGUCCAGCGAAGUGGUUGACACGAGACCCCUAUCUGACAGCACCGAUUUAUCGGACGAAGACUACCCAGAAGGAGGUCUAAAAGCCUGGUCUGUUGUUCUUGGAGCAUGGUGUGCAAUGGUACCUUCGAUGGGACUGUUGAAUAGUCUCGGUGUUCUACAAGCCUGGACGAGCACACACCAGUUGAAGGAUUACUCCGAAUCCAGUAUUGGUUGGAUUUUUGGCUCUUAUGGAUUCUUUCUAUACAUCGCCGGAGCGCAAACUGGUCCGAUCUUCGAUACCUACGGUUCAAAAUUCGUGAUCAUUCCAGGAUCAAUCGGGAUAGUGCUUUCCAUGGUGUGUUUCAGUCUCAGCGAAGAAUACUACCAAAUUUUCCUCUCCUUCAGCGUCCUCGGCGGCCUAUCAGCCUGCACACUCUUCACACCUGCAAUCUCAACAGUAGGCCACUGGUUCAACCUCCGCCGCGGCUGGGCAACAGGCGUAGCGUGCACAGCGGGAGGAAUCGGUGGCGUGCUAUUCCCCCUGAUAAUCCUCUACGCAGCACCCAGGAUCGGGUUCCCAUGGGCAAUCCGGAUUAUCGCUCUUAUUUCUGCGAUAUUAUGUGUGUGCGCGUGUCUAUUGCUCAAGACACGACUGCCGCCGAAUAAGAAGGCUGGGGCUUCGGUUGAUUUCCGUGCGUUGAGGGAUCUCAAGUAUGCUUCUACGACUGCUGCGGUGUUCCUUGUUGAAUUUGCGGUUUUCAUUCCUAUCACUUAUAUCGCUUCUUAUGCUAUUUCUGUUGGGGUGGAUGAUACAAUGUCUUAUCUGCUGAUUCCGUUUUUGAAUGUUGGCGCUAUACCGGGUCGAUUUCUGCCUGGGUUGGUAGCUGAUCGGGUUGGUAGGUUUAAUGUGAUGGUGUUGACAUCUUUGAUCUGUUCGAUACUCACGUUAGCGCUGUGGACGAAGGCUGGUGAUGAUCUGACAGCGGUUGUUUGUUAUGCUGUUUCCUUUGGAUUUUGGAGUGGUGCUGCUAUUAGUCUUACUCCUGUUUGUAUCUCGCAGGUUUGUGCUACUGAUGAUUAUGGGAAGCGGACUGGGACGACGUUUACUAUCAGUAGUGUUGGGACUCUUGUUGGGAUUCCGAUUGCUGGAGCUAUUUUGGAGAGCGAUGGUGGUGAAUAUGGGGGGCUGAUUGUCUUUGGUGGUGUGCUUUAUUUAGCGGCUACUGUUGCGUUUGUUAUUGCGAGGGGGAUUUGUGUUGGAUGGUCUUUUGGUGUUAAGUUCUAA